Molecule: messenger RNA, 457 nt
Organism: Sorex fumeus (smoky shrew)
Lineage: Eukaryota; Metazoa; Chordata; Mammalia; Eulipotyphla; Soricidae
Gene: MCCD1
Product: mitochondrial coiled-coil domain 1
Exons: 2
Coding region: 97-456 (119 amino acids)
Source: RefSeq, a predicted model, not a curated record
UGGAGCAGGGCAGGGGCAGGGCCAGGCACUGAAGCGAGGCAAGGCCCAGAGGGAGCCAGUUCCGGGGCACUCAGUCAGCUGCCCGCUUCACCCACCAUGGUGCUGCUGCCUCUGCCCUGGCUGGCCCGGUGCUGCUACCGGUGCCUUCUGCGGCCGUCCUGGGCCCUGGCGCGCCAAGGCUCCGGGAGGUGCUGCUCUCAAAGCCCUGCUGCAAGCACUCCAGAGGCCACCAGUUCCGCAGAUGAGAAGAUAAGGACACCCCCCAGGGGCGCACGGCCCCGCCCCUCCGUGGAGCUGACCCAGGCGGAGGAGCUGCUGGAGCAGCAGCUAGAGCUGUACCAGGCUCUGCUAGAAGGGCAAGAAGGUGCUUGGGAAGCCCAGGCCCUAGUGCUCAAGAUCCAGAAGCUAAAGGAACAGAUGAGACGACACCGUGAGAGUCUUAGGGACAAUGCCUAAA